Macrobrachium nipponense is the source of this 1998-nucleotide messenger RNA. Its product is annotated as UDP-glycosyltransferase UGT5-like. The record is from RefSeq and is a predicted model, not a curated record. Gene Ontology annotation, molecular function: UDP-glycosyltransferase activity. Bases 162 to 1694 code for a protein of 510 amino acids. The transcript has 2 exons. NCBI's taxonomy places the organism in Eukaryota, Metazoa, Arthropoda, Malacostraca, Decapoda, Palaemonidae.
AUACUCUGACAGGCAUAAAGCAACCAGCAUUCCUCGACUCAAGUCAUUCUUAUUGACUUCGACCGAGAAAAAUAUACGCAUCUUCUCUUUAUAAAGACUCAUAUUCCAAGAGUCUAUUGGUCUGAGAGACAGAAAAAUAAAAGCAGAUCAAGGAGUUUACAAUGCUCAAGCAACUUGUUUUAACAGUUGCCUUGGUAACGGCGUCUGAGUGCUCACGAAUAUUAAUGAUUCUGCCCUUAGGGUCUACCUCCCACAAGAACAUCAUCACGCCCUUGGCCGAGUCCCUUGGGCAGCGAGGACAUCAGGUCACCAUUGCCUCCCUGCAUGCAGCCUCUGCCAAUGCCUCUCGUUCUUACACCGAUCUUGUGGCUGCUGACGCUUGGAACUCGAUCCGGAAAGUGACGGGAGAAUUUGACGUCUUCAAGAUGAGAGAAGCGAGCGGAGGCAAGAACGUUAACUCACAAGUGAUGAAGAAAGUCAUUCAUCAUCUGCCAGAGUACUGUGACGCCUUCUUGAGAGACCCCGGAGUACAAGACGCAUGGCGCACCAAGCCCGAUUUGAUUCUGCUGCCAGCAUUCAUGAAUGAGUGUGGAUUAGCCCUUGUCCACAAAUUCAAGGUCCCCUUUAUGUACAUUACUACUUCUGGACUCACACCCUGGACUGCUGACCUCCUCGGAAACCCUGAGCAUCCUGCAUAUGUCCCCAAUCAGUAUCUUCCAUAUGGAGACCACAUGAACCUCUGGGAAAGAACAGUGAACACAAUAGUCAGGUUCAUCACCCCAUACUUGCGAAAUCGCCUUGUGCUCUCGCGGUUGGAUGGUGUUGUCCAGAGGUUCUUGAAGGAUCCAUUUGUAUCUCUGUCUGAAGUCGAGAAGAAUGUUUCAAUGGUUCUCGUCAACUCUCACUACUCCCUUGGCUACCCUCGCCCAUUGCUGCCUAACGUUGUGGAAGUGGGCGGUAUGCACUGUCGGAAUGCACGACCUUUGGAAGAUGAGCAGCUGAAACACUUCUUAGACUCCUCUCCUGUUCCUGUAGUUUUCUUCAGUCUUGGGUCCUCCAUUCGUAGCGAGCAAUUACCUGCUCACCUGCGCAGCGCUUUCGUAUCAGCCUUUGCUCGCCUUCCAUAUCGCAUCGUAUGGAAAUGGGAAGGAGCUCCUAUUCCAGGUCUGUCAGAAAAUGUCUUGACAAGGGCCUGGGUUCCCCAGCAGGACAUUCUUGGACACGAGAAAGUGAGGGCCUUCUUAACUCAUGGCGGAUUACUGUCUAUGCAAGAGGCUAUUUACCACAAUGUCCCUAUGGUUGGCAUUCCCCUGAUGAGCGACCAACACCUGAAUGUGCGUCAGGUAGUCAACUUAGGCAUUGGCCGGGAACUGUCUAUUGAGACCUUGAAUUCCGAUUCUGUCACAGAGGCCAUCACAGCAGUCAUCGAAAACGAGUCGUACCGAAAUCAGGUCCAGAAAAGGUCUGCGCUGUUCAAGGACCAAGAAACGUCAUCCCUAGAUCGGGCGGUCUACUGGACCGAGCAUGUCCUACGUCACGGGGGCGCAGAUCACCUAAGAUCAGCUGCUGCCAACAUGCCCAUCCAUCAAUACGCGCUGAUGGACGUCGUUGUCCUCCUCCUCACCGCCGUCGCUAUAUUGCUGUUCUUGCUCAAGCGGUUGCUGGCGUCUGCUACUCGAGCCCUCGAGGGGUGAUAAAAAAGGCAGCAGGCAAAGCUUUAAAAAUAAUAAUGUCUCAGGCCACGGAGUACUGAUGUUCAUUAAAAUUGUACAUCAUAAAUUCAAUGAAUCUCGGAAGCUUUCAUGACUCGAUGACUGCUGAUCAAAAGUAUUUUAAAAUUCAUGCUGCUGUUGCUUUCCAUAUAUCUUUUUUCACGUUCUGAAUUUUCAUUUCAUCUUCAUAAAUUGCAGUUUUUUUGUAGACACAUACCUUAUCGCUUAGGUGCAUUUAUUUUUAUAUUUUUAUAAGAAUGAGAAGAAUAAAAAUGUGAGAUUUUCA